Molecule: messenger RNA, 1200 nt
Organism: Punctularia strigosozonata HHB-11173 SS5
Lineage: Eukaryota; Fungi; Basidiomycota; Agaricomycetes; Corticiales; Punctulariaceae
Exons: 2
Coding region: 286-1200 (304 amino acids)
Source: RefSeq, a predicted model, not a curated record
GGCUGCCCACUGCCAUACUUCCCACGGUACCGCGAGAAGCCGGCAGUGUAAAGUAAUCCAGGUCUGCAAAUUUGGUCUUCGCUGCCCAUAGCACCAAGCUCUGCUGAAGCUCAAAUUACACACGCGACGCGAGCUACAGUUACUGUAGAUCGGGCGUCAGAUAUUGCUGCUGAACAUCAACCACCUACCGCUCAGAGAAACGCCUGUUCGCAUCGAGUGACGGAUUCCUCAGCGUCGAGCACGAGAUUGAUAUCCAAGUAGCCGGAGCCAGCGGGCAUUUACGGAAUGUCGAGGCUACCGCCAGAGCUUCUGAUCCACGUCAUUGACGCCCUGCGCGACUGCUCAUCCUUCCCGGACCAGAUCAGACGUCGUACUCUACGGUCUCUCUGCCUGACGUCCCACUUCCUUCGCGAACUCGCCAUCCCGCUGCUCUACUCGAGCAUACGCAUCACCUUGCCCGGCAGAUUUGAAGAACUAUCUCGAUCACCCUACGUCCCGGAGCACCUCACGAGCAUCUCCGUAGCAGAUCAUAACACAUGGGGCCCUCGUUUCCUCGGCUAUAUCCCCCUCGUGUGCUCGGUCCUGGAGCACGCGAGACAUAAGCUGCACACGGUCAUCUUAGAUCUGCCACUGCGCGCGGUCAUGCCGGAGGACGACGUAGAAAACGUCAAGCAACAACUUCGCCACACCCUCGAAAGCCUCCCCGCCCUGACGACGCUCGUCAGCUGCCGUGACGAGCUCUUCCUGCGUACGGAGCGCGAACUCCAGGGGUUCGGAAUGAUUCCAGGUAACUGGAUGACGAUGACCCAACUUCGUCGAUUGUCGCUGUACAAUCCCGACGUUGAUCAAGAGUUCACCGACGCCUGCCUGUCCCUCCCACAUCUGGAAGCAGUGGUGGUCCAUAACGCCGAUAUGCCCGGGGCCGACGCCGGACCUUUGACCGCGUUAGUGACGGCGAAUAAUCCGGCUGGAUUGCCUCUUACUGUCACCUACAUAUGUGAUUAUCCGGAGGUACUGGCGAGGGACGACCUAUCUUACGUCCAUGAGCUGGCUAAGAGGCAUCCCAAUUUCCGCGUCAUAGGGACGCCGAAGGAGGUUCUGGAUCAUGAACGCAAUACAACACAAGAUUGGAUCAGAGGUUUAGCAGAGACGGGGAUGCUUUCGCAGCUGCAGACCGAGCCGAGAAUAGACGCAGCUUGA